This is a messenger RNA of Serpula lacrymans var. lacrymans S7.9, 412 nucleotides long. RefSeq lists its product as uncharacterized. The transcript is spliced from 2 exons. Bases 1 to 378 code for a protein of 125 amino acids. The record is from RefSeq and is a predicted model, not a curated record. Lineage: Eukaryota; Fungi; Basidiomycota; Agaricomycetes; Boletales; Serpulaceae.
AUGAAGACAAUUUUGAAUGAUGGGGAAGGAAGUGUCAUACCACAACAAUGUCUGAAAAAGCUCAAUUUUUGUAGAGAACAAGGGUUGUACUCCAUUGAUGGAGUGUCUCACGAGGUCUUUUGGGGACCAGGACCGUUGACACCAACAGAAAUCCCAGCUGUUUUUUGUGAGUGUAGUACAGGAAAGCCGGUCACCGUGUGGCUUGAAGGACAAAUCAAGGGGAUUGAAUUUCACAAUGGCGAGUUGUUUUUGACAGUGAAACCGAGGGGACACUCCAUUGCUGAAGGAGCACAUGCGUUGCUUGGAAGGCUCUCCCAUCCGAAAUAUGUAGAGUCCAGUGAUGUAGUUGUUGCAAGAGGUGGCAUGCCGACCAAAUGAGUUGAAAUGGAUUCAAGCUACCAAAGCAUAAUUU